ACGGAUACUAAUGAGGAAUUUGUUAGUCAAGACUUUUUUAAAAAUUGGAAAUAAUUCUCUUGGUCUAGUAGUUUGAUUAAGAGAGAAUUUAUUAAAGUUAUACACCAACAAUUUGAAUUAAAAAACCUGUCGGGGUCCAUCCAUACACCAACAUAUAUAACAAAAUCUGAUAUUGUGGAUAUCCAAUUAAAUAGAUAUGAUGUAUGAUGUAAAGUACUCCCUCUAUUCCUAAAAGAUGCAUGUUCUAGAAAAAAAAUUUGUUUUAAAAAGAUAUAUUUUUUACUUUUUCAAUGUAUGAUUUUAUGAAAAAUUGUAAGUUUCAAAAAAAUUAAUGGUAUUUAUUGAAUUUUUAUUGGAUUAAAGUUAUGGAAAAUUGUUAUUCACAAAAAACAAUGCAUAUUUAAUGAAUUUUCUUAAUAUAUGUGAAAAGUUUAGAAUAUGCAUUUUUUAAAAACAGAGGGAGUAUAUUAUAUCUUUGGUUUUGUAACAAAAACUACCUAUUUACUAAUAUACACUUUGGAAGAUUAUCAUUAAGGUAAUUAAGCAACCAAUUAUUAUUUCCUCAAACUAAAUCGUACGAACAUGGAUUAAAUACUAUUGGAUUAAUUUUGUUUGUUGACAAAUUUUUAAAACUAAAAAUCUGUCGGGGUCCAUCCACAUUCCAGCUAAGGAGAGUAAGUACAAUAAGAACUGCGAACCACGUCAAACAAAUACGAGGAGGACCACCAUCUAUACGGCUUAACUAUGGACACGUGUCUAACAUACAUCGGCUUAGUAGCAUGCAUGUGGUCCGAAUCUAAAAAGAGAGCACAAGACUCGUGUGUUCGACUCUGAGUCUCUCACGUACACGUUUGUACACAACAAAGUUCGAACCAAAUCAGCAAAGCCUUUCUGUUAAGUUUCAGUUCUCUUUAUUGUAGCUUUUAUAUACAUUUCACGCUACAUCCAACGGCUAUUAUUCGUUAGAUCCUGUUGUUAUCGUCUAAUCAUUCACCAUUGACUCUAUUUCUCUCUAAACUAUAUAUGGGUCAUAGCUUAAGCCUUUAGAAAACCAUAAUGUUUAUUUAGUUCCAAAAUAUAUUCUGACGCAAAGUAAGAUCGUGCAACAAAAACCUAGGGGACUAUUUAAGGUUUUUAAAAGGGUUUAAUAUGUUUCUGUAAAGAUGAUCGAUCGACCCACGUAUAUAUAUGACCUAUCUAAUUAACAUCUUUUUUUUAACAUCAACAAAAAUAUACUUUUGUAGUUAACGUAUAUUUAGUUUAACAUAUAAUAGAUAUAGGGGAUGCUAGUUGUUUUCUUCAUUAAUUUAUUUUUCUUGCAAAGUUGUCACAUAGCAAGCAAGGGAUAUUUUAUCAGAUAAUAUAUGUAUAGCUAUAUGCAUAUCGACGAUAUCUUCUUUUAUAAUAUACUUAAGUAAUGAGCUUGUUGUAUAUAGAUUUUGGAUUCGAAUUAGAUAAUGUAUAAAUAAUAUGUACAUGUUGGAUUGGAUCAUCCAAAAACAUAUAUACCAUACUCCUUUGAGUUGUGCGUGUGUGCUAAAUCAAAGGUAUUAAUUCUUAUUUUAUUUGUAUUUGUAUUUUGAUAAAGGUGAAAAGGUGAAAAAAAUAGACGUAAGGAAGUGAAACUGCCUCGUGCAUAUGAGAAAAAGGACGUGAGACAACUAAAGGUAAAAGGUAAGUGAGAGUCACCGAAGAGUCAUGCCAUCUCCAUGUGUUCACAUUCCACUUUAUCAUUUAUCUCCAUCGUUUCUACAUUAUUGUCUCCACAUUUUUGAUCAACUACGUUCUUUUCUUCUAAGAACCUUCAAUUGCUUGACUGCAACAGAAAAUGCAGUCAUCUUUUGCAAUUAUAUAUGAAUAUAUGAUACUUAACUUAGGCCAAAUAUGAAAAUGUAAAAUAAAAGUCCAGAUCAGUCUAGGCAAAAAAGAAUCUCUACCAUCAACUAGACAAGUAAUUAGUAAUUUAGUAUUCGCCAAUAUUGUAUUCUUGGGAAUAAAAACAAUCAUAAGUUUGUUGAGUUUGUGUGCCAGACAUGGGUCCAAGUUUGUGAAAUCCUACUUGUAUAUUAAUUUAAUCCAUUAACUAGUACCACCUGCAUUUAUCUAUAAUACACAAGCACAAACAUGAGACAUAACAUAAAUAUUUAGUAUUAUGUAAAGUAUAAAAUAUGCCUUAUUAAAGAAGUUACAACAUGAUAAUUUGAUUAGUGGGAGAAGACCAAUGCGCUUAAAGAUAUUUUAUGUCUUGUGUUGAGGCAUACUUAUAUAUCUUUCUUAUAGUAACUACAUGUAAUUAGUUAAUCCAACUAGCUUCUUUUGAGUUUUGUUAAUCCAACUAGUUUCUUUUGAAUUUACAUGAUGGCUAUAAAGUUAUAAAAAUAUUAACGAAGUUCCCAUUUUAUUAUUCACAUACGUCUAGUUCAUGUAUACACUUUCCACAUAUAAAAUCAUUUAAAUUGAAGAAUAAUGAUUUUAAAUUUUUUUUUUUGUUCUUACUAAUCAUUUCCAAUUUCCUCCUAUAUAACCUUGACAUAUCUCCACUUACUAUCAUAUUCACCAACUCCAUCUUUCUCUCUUCUAACAAUAAACCCUAAUAACUCCAAAAAUGGAAGCCACCAUCUUCAAGAAAACAAGGAGCUCAUCAUCAACCCUAGCGAUGCAUAAACAGUCAUACUCAAUAACCAAAACAAAGCCAAAGAUCCGUAUAAUUCAUAUAUAUGCACCUGAGAUCAUCAAGACCGACGUUGCCAACUUCAGAGAGCUCGUCCAAAGCCUCACAGGCAAACCAGAAGACCAUGGCGUUUCCAAAACAAAACCAAGAAGAGGUACUCGUGGUCAAGUCCAAGACAUGAUCAACAAGGAGAAGCUAAGGGAAGCCGAGCGUUGUGAUGAUCAAGGGUUCUGCUCAAACUCAGAGAUGGAAGAGAUGUCGAUGACUUGGCACGGUGGUAAUAACUGUGGUGAGAGCUCAGGAGGGUUCUUGAAUGGUUUUGGAGAUUUUGGAGGGUUUAUUCAAGAACUUGGUGAAUUCCCCUAUUUGCCCUUGUCUUCCAUGGAUGCUUCUGCUUCUUCUAACUCGUCUUCUUCCUCGCAUUUACAUGGUGGAUCAAUUUUCUCAGAUUCUCAUCACCAAUUCUAACUCUUGUCUCUUGAACAAAAGAGUUUUUUUUUCUUUAUAAAUGGUGUCUAUUAUUUUCUUUAUUAGAUUUUUGUGGAAAUAAAUUUUAUUUGUAUUUGUUUAUUACAAUUAAUUGAUUUUAUGUAAAGCUUAAACUCCUUUAGUUUCGCCCUUGAUGUCUUAUGAUUUGUUCAUAGUGUUAAAGACACUUCACUACCCCUCUGUUUAUAAAUUAAGCAAAAUAUUUAUAUUUACACAUUAAAAAUUGGUUAAAAAUAAUGUAUUCUUUUGUGAUUUAAUUAUUUUCCAUAAGAAUUAGUAGUAUUUGAAUAAUUAUAAUCACUUUUUGAAGUUUACCAUAAUCAACUAGUAUAAAUAGUAUAGAAAGUGUAAAAUAUACAUCUAGAAAUGAAGGAGGGCAUUUAACCUUUAAUUUCGUUUCUCAAAAUGUUAAAUAAUGGAUAAUGACACGACAUCUCUGUGUCCGGAGAGAUAGAGUAAGUUGUAUUCAGUUUGUUUGACAUUUACAGACAUAAACAAAGGAACAUAAGGACCUGUUCUUUAUUUAACUGUUGUAUUCAACAUUCUCUACAACGCUGGAUGAAGACGAUGUUUCAACCCUCGUUAGAACUUCAGGCACUCCCAAGGUAUCUCUUACAAU
This is a messenger RNA of Brassica rapa (field mustard), 3779 nucleotides long. RefSeq names its product VQ motif-containing protein 25. The record is from RefSeq and is a predicted model, not a curated record. Gene Ontology annotation, cellular component: nucleus. Lineage: Eukaryota; Viridiplantae; Streptophyta; Magnoliopsida; Brassicales; Brassicaceae.